Molecule: messenger RNA, 858 nt
Organism: Ornithodoros turicata
Lineage: Eukaryota; Metazoa; Arthropoda; Arachnida; Ixodida; Argasidae
Exons: 1
Coding region: 1-858 (285 amino acids)
Source: RefSeq, a predicted model, not a curated record
AUGGCCACUCAACAAGCACCUGCUGACAUCUCUGCCAUUCAGAUCAAACUCCCGGAAUUCUGGCCCAACGACCCUCAAGUCUGGUUCACCCAAGUGGAAGCACAGUUUGCACUACGGAACAUAUCAUCACAGACGACUCGAUUCAACUACGUCGUUGCCGCAUUAACCCCAUCCGUCGCCACAGAGGUUCGUGAUGUACUUCUUUCACCACCAGAUGAAAAACCGUACGACACGCUGAAAGAACAACUGAUCAGCCGGACAUCAGCGUCAGAACAACGACGUAUACAACAGCUGCUCACAUCGGAGGAGCUGGGCGACAGGAGGCCUACUCAACUUCUCCGUCGUCUGCAACAACUGCUCGGAGAAAAGGCCAGCACCAUUGAUGAGACUCUAUUGCGGGAGCUUUUCCUUCAGCGCCUCCCAGCCAGCGUUCGUAUGAUACUGGCGUCAGCGAAGAGCACAACGUUGUCGGACAUCGCCAACAUGGCCGACAACAUCAUGGACGUUGGCUCACCAGUCAUCGCUGCCGUCGGAUCCCAAUACGAACCCCCGGCCAUCACGGAACUCCGGAGGGACAUCAUAGACCUCAAAGACACGUUAGCCGCACGGGACAGCCACGCCAUCGAUGACCUCCGCGCCGAGAUGAACAAGCUGGUCAAGAUGGUGCAGUCGCUCGGCCCAACGCAGCGAGGCCGGAGCCGAUCAGCUUCACGCCGACCAGCGCCAGCCCGACGACGGUCUCCAGCACCGAGCAACAAUGGUAAUGCACUUUGCUGGUAUCACCAAACAUUCGGCGACAAUGCCAGACAGUGCCAGCCACCGUGUUCGAGAGCGGGAAAUGGGACGGCCAGCAGCUAA